This is a messenger RNA of Nasonia vitripennis (jewel wasp), 1375 nucleotides long. RefSeq names its product tachykinins (gene Tk). The record is from RefSeq and is a predicted model, not a curated record. The coding region runs from base 198 to 1100 and encodes 300 amino acids. Lineage: Eukaryota; Metazoa; Arthropoda; Insecta; Hymenoptera; Pteromalidae. The transcript has 6 exons.
GCCUUCGUCUGUCACGCCGGCUGCUGCUGCUGCUGCUGCUGCUGCUGCUGCUGCACGCAAGAGAGAGAGAGAGAGAGAGAGAGAGAGAGAGAGAGAGAGAGAGAGAGAGAGAGUGAGAGAGAGACGGAAGAGGAUUUUUUCUGCAGUGCCAGGAUACGUCGCAAGCUCAAGCUCUCUUUUCUAAGGAUAACAGGAUAAUGACGUCACCGGCCGCAGCGCGACUGAGAGCGACGACGAUGCUGUUGACGCUGUUGACGCUCGGCGUCUCGGCCCAACACUCGAUGACGACGACGAUCAGAGGACAAACGGACCGCGACUCGGAAAUAAUCCUCGAGACGAAAGCUCCGCAACAGCUGCCCCCGCAGCUGGCUUACGUAAGGGAACCCGAGGAACUCGACGGCUACCAGGCUUCCCAGGCGCUGGACUCGACGAAGCAUCUGCGCGAGCCGUCGAGCUCAUACCUGGAGCGACUCCUGCUGACGGAGGAGCUCGAUAAACGGGCCUCGAUGCGCGGCUUCCAGGGAAUGCGCGGCAAGAAGUCAGUCGAUCCCACGUCGUCGUUCCUCGCGGGCUACUCGAGUCCCGAGGAGCUGCAGCAAUACUACGAGGCCUACGAGCACGAGAAACGAGCCCCGAUGGGCUUCCAGGGCAUGCGGGGCAAGAAGUCCAGCGCCGACCUGGAGGAGGACGCCUAUUACAAGCGCGCGCCCAUGGGAUUCCAAGGGAUGCGCGGCAAGAAGAGCGCUAUCGAGGAGGUGCUGGAGGAGCUUGAGAAACGAGCGAUGAUGGGCGGCUUCCAGGGCAUGCGGGGCAAGAAGUCACCGGAGCCGAGCGUGUGGAACAAGCGCGCCCCCAUGGGUUUCCAGGGCAUGCGGGGGCGUAAGAGCAGCUUCCUCGACGAGCUCGACGAGCUUGAGAAACGAGCACUGCUUGGCUUCCACGGAAUGCGAGGCAAGAAGAACGGCGUUGCAGAACUGGCGUACGAGCCAGCCGACAUGGACGGUUACGUCGAGAAGCGGCCGAUGAUGAUGGGCUUUCACGGGAUGCGCGGCAAGCGAAGCGCGAGCUUUUACGGACGACAGGAAGAGCAGCAGCAGUAAGAUAUAAUGCCGCGGGCGGCGAAGACGAAGAGUAAAAGCGAGAGCGAGGUGUGUGCGCGCAGAGGAUAUGAUCUUUACGGCGAACGAUGAGAAAUUUUUACUUUUUUUUUUCUUCUCCUUCUCCUUAUUAUUAUUGUUAUUAUUAUUAUUAUUGUUCACUUGAGUUGAGCCUUUCUGUCCGUAUCAUCUCUCUCGCGACUUUGCACUGCAUCACCUCCGACACAAAAGCGUCAGACACACACGAUAUAUAUAUAUAUAUAUAUAUAUAUAUAUAU